Messenger RNA from Miniopterus natalensis, 3982 nucleotides. It is a transcript of the gene UBAP1, whose product is annotated as ubiquitin associated protein 1. Gene Ontology annotation, cellular component: ESCRT I complex. The record is from RefSeq and is a predicted model, not a curated record. Gene Ontology annotation, molecular function: ubiquitin binding. Lineage: Eukaryota; Metazoa; Chordata; Mammalia; Chiroptera; Miniopteridae. Gene Ontology annotation, biological process: ubiquitin-dependent protein catabolic process via the multivesicular body sorting pathway.
GAACCCUUCAGUCUGCAGGCUGACGCUUUAUCCACUGAGCCAAACUGGCCAGGGCAGAAUGUUUUGAUUCUGGCUGGGGUAGAAGCAGGGGUCUUCUUCCUGGUAGAGGGUUUCAGGUAUAUCAGAGCAAUAUCUACAUCAGGAUUGGGAAUGAUGACAAGAUUACAAAUAUAUCUUGACCUUGAUAGGUCUUUAAAUUGAUAAGAGUUUUUAGAAGGGAGAGAAGUCAUCUUCAUGGAAGAGGUACAUUGUCUUAUUCUGUCUGUGAGUAUGCAAGAAAAUACAUUAGUGUGAGGCCCGGAAAUAUGCUUUAUUUUAGUAGCUAAUAUUCAAAAAGCAAAAUUCAUUUUAUCAACUAUGUUUCAUUGUCUGUGAUGGCCUGCCAAUAACUUAGCCACAAACCUAGUCCAGAAAAGAAACCAUAGUCCAGUUUAGAGUGUAUUGAUAUUGAGGGUCAUAUAUAAGAGCCACUCAUUUGAUCUUAUCCUAUAAAUCUGUGAUGGUGUCCUGUUCUUUCUGUACUACUCAGCUUAAUAGGCAGACAACCUUUAGGGAGUUAAAGCAGCUUAGUUAUGUAUCCUGUUAAUUCAAUUCUGAUUCCCAUGGUCUUGUUUAGUUUUUCCUUUUUCAUAAGUGCUGUGCUUCUAUAGUAUUUUCACACCUGUCCAGAUUGUAGCCUUAAAAACAAAACCAGAAAAAACCUAGAGUAAUUCUUUAUAUUAACUAAAAAGUGAUUCCUACUGAAGUAGAGAAAUCCUAAUCAAGGUGGUUCUUUUGUGGAGAUUCUUUCAUCAGUUCAGCAGUAUUUACUAAAUGCCCAAUAUGUGCCAGGCAAUGUUAUAGGUUUUGAAACUACAUCAAUGAAUAAAAUUGUCUAAAAUACUUGCCUACAAGGAGCUUACAUUCCAUUGGGCAAGACAGACAACAAGUAUAAUUAAAAAGUGAAUUAUAUACUAUGUUAGAAGGUAGUAACUGCUAUGGGGGAAGACAAGAUAGAUGGUAACAUGGGAGUGUUGCAGUAAGGGUGGGGUAGUAAUUUUAAAUAGGGUAGUCAGGGCAAACCUCACUGAGAAAGUGACAUUUUAGCAAGGACUUGAAGGCGGUAAUGGAAUAAGUCACAUGAAUAUCUGAGCAAAGAACAUCCCAGGAUAGAGCAGCCAGUGCAGAAUUUUUGACUUAUGUUUGAAUAUUAUGGUUGAUGAACAGAGAAUCACUGUGACUUAGUGCAGUAAGUUAGGAGUUGAAGGCAGAGAGGCUGUGAGCAUUGAGGAGGCCUUUUGGGCUACUAUGAGUACUUUGGCUUUUAUACUAUGUGUAAUUGAAAAUAAACCCUACUAUGAUCAAAUAAGUUUUCUUCUUUAGAGAUAUAGGGUCAGGAGAAGGUAAGCAGUCAGAGAAGGAACUUCUAGUCUUAGGAUAGCAUAAAUUAAUGUGGUAUCCUAAACAUAAACUUAUAGCAAAACAAAUAAUAAGAUUUUUGCUGAUAUUUUCUACUUUAUUUUUGAUUGUAGGGACUUUCAGUUACCUUGAUGAUGUCCCAUUUAAGAUAGGAGACAAAUUCAAAACACCAGCUAAAGUUGGUCUACCUAUUGGCUUCUCCUUGCCUGAUUGUUUGCAGGUUGUCAGAGAAGUACAGUAUGACUUCUCCUUGGAAAAGAAAACCAUUGAAUGGGCUGAAGAUAUUAAGAAAAUCCAAGAAGUCCAGCAGGAAGCAGAUCGCAAGGCUGAGGAAGCAGAAGCUAACGUGAAUUCUAAGAGUGGCCCGGAGGGUGAUAACAAAAUGAGCUUCUCCAAGACUCAAAGUACAGCCACAAUGCCACCUCCUAUUAACCCCAUCCUUGCCACCUUACAGCACAACAGCAUCCUUACCCCGACUCGGGUCAGCAGCAGUGCCAUGAAACAGAAAGUUCUCAGCCCACCCCACACAAAGGCAGAUUUCAAUCCUGCUGACUUUGAGUGUGAAGAAGAUCCAUUUGAUAAUCUCGAGUUAAAAACUAUUGAUGAGAAGGAAGAGCUGAGAAACAUUCUGGUAGGAACCACUGGACCCAUUAUGGCUCAGUUAUUGGACAAUAACUUGCCUAGAGGGGGCUCUGGGUCUGUGUUACAAGAUGAAGAGGUCCUGGCAUCCCUGGAGCGGGCAACACUAGAUUUCAAGCCUCUUCACAAACCCAAUGGCUUUAUAACCUUACCACAGUUGGGCAACUGCGAAAAGAUGUCGCUGUCUUCCAAAGUGUCCCUCCCCCCAAUUCCUGCAGUAAGCAAUAUCAAAUCCCUGUCUUUCCCCAAACUUGACUCUGAUGACAGUAAUGAGAAGACAGCCAAGCUCGCAAGCACUUUCCAUAGCACAUCCUGCCUCCGCAGUGGCACGUUUCAGAAUUCCCUAAAGCCUUCUACCCAAAGCAGUGCCAGUGAACUCAAUGGUCAUCAUACUCUUGGGCUUUCAGUUUUGAACUUGGACAGUGACACAGAGGUGCCAACUCUGACCCCUUCUGAUAUCUCCCAGAUGCCUUCCCUCUCUGUCUUGUCUGUGUGCACAGAAGAAUCUUCAUCUACAAAUACAGGUCCCACGGCCACACCUCCUAAUUUCUCAGUGUCACAAGUGCCCAACACUCCCAGCUGUCCCCAGGCUUAUUCUGAACUGCAGAUGCUGUCUCCCAGUGAGCGGCAGUGUGUGGAGACAGUGGUCAACAUGGGCUACUCAUAUGAGUGUGUCCUGAGAGCCAUGAAGAAGAAAGGAGAGAAUAUUGAGCAGAUUCUCGACUAUCUCUUUGUACACGGACAGCUCUGUGAGAAGGGCUUCGACCCUCUUUUAGUGGAAGAGGCUCUGGAAAUGCACCAGUGUUCAGAGGAAAAGAUGAUGGAGUUUCUUCAGUUAAUGAGCAAAUUUAAGGAAAUGGGCUUUGAACUGAAAGACAUUAAGGAAGUUCUGCUAUUACACAACAAUGACCAGGACAAUGCUUUGGAAGACCUCAUGGCUCGGGCUGGAGCCAGCUGAGACCAGGCCCUGCCUAAACCCUGCCACGGAACCACCCCUGCAGGAGGCCCUGAGGAGCCCACCUGUGGGGAAGGAGAAGGGGCACACGUCCAGAUUUUCUUUUGGGGGUGGAAGGUCAGGUGUGGAGACUACUUGCCAGUCUCUAUGAGCUUAGGCCCUGAGCUGGGGAGAAAGUGGGAAAGAUUUGGGCAUGUGAAUGCCCUUAGAACUGUUUUGGCUCCUUCCAUAUUAAAUGUAUUUGUAUUUUUGAGAAGUGUCCUUCCCACCUUGGCUCUCCAGAGAUGUCUCUGGUUUUUCUGGGGGUCUGUUUGUCCUCAGCUGAAACCUGGCCUGGCUGCCAAAGGAGUCGUGGAGAAAGGGUGGGAGGGCCAGACUCAGUGCUGCUCUGGGGCUAGCUGCUUCCCUCCUCUGCACUGGUAGACUGAACUCUAAUCCAGGUUGAGUGCAAUUGAAAGGUUCUUCCAGGGUUUAUUUUUCCCCCUUUUAACAAAGUCUCUUAGUGUUACACUGGUUCUGCAAUGUCACUGAGGUGCAAAGAAUGCCCUUUUCUCCAUGGGGUCCUGAGUUUGCCUCUUCUGCCAGGCAGUUACCAUGCUUCCCUGACCCAGCCUAUUUCUUUUGGUUUGGUUUGGACCACAAUCCUCUGCUACCAGGAUUUUAGAGCCUCUUGCUCUAGGAAAGUUGUCACAUUAAGAAAUCAUUGGCCCCUUCCCAGCACAUUGAGUUGGGGAGAAACAGACCAUGAUUUAGUUGUCCAGCACUAACUCCACCUCAGUUCUCUUUGGAGAACAGCCUCUCCCACCAGCCCUCUGCUCUAGGAUGAUACAAUAACACCUAGUCAUAGAAAUCAGUCUUUUUGGUUUGUUUUAUAUUAUGCUGUACAUCAUUAAAGAUCUAAAUACAAAGGAUAUACAGUCUUGAAUCUAAAGUAAUUUGCUAACUAUUUUGAUUCUUCAGAGAAAACUACUAAUAAAAAUCUAAAAGGUA